CGACUCGUGCGCGUUUUUCGAUGUCAAGCCGCAGGUGUAACUAGUGCGAGAAAUAGUUGAUCUAAAGCAAACAAAGAAACAAGACAUCGAGGAUUUAUUACUUCGCUUGCCGCGUUAAGAUGGUCAAUUGCCGGCGGAAUAUUGCAGUUUUCGUCGGCGUUGUUUGUUUGGCUGAAAUCUGUUUGUCGCUCUCAGUACUGACACUGCAGAGCAACGAGACCCUGCUGGAGGUCGAGCACGGAUGGGGGGCAUGGGGCAAGUGGGAGCCUUGUAGUAGAAGUUGUGGUGGUGGCGUGACGUUUAUGCAACGCUCUUGUUUGUUCACAAGAUCUAACGGGCUACCCGACUGUAUUGGGCAAAGCAGAAAAUACAGCUCGUGCUUUAUACAGGAUUGUCCUGAUGGUUCUAUAGAUUUCCGGUCGGAACAAUGCUCGAAUUUUAACAACCGAAGUUUCGAUGGAAGGCGACAUACAUGGAGACCAUACGUUGGAAGUUCGGUUUCAAAUCCAUGCGAGCUCCACUGUCAACCAGAAGAAGAAAGUUUCUUCAUGAAACUUGCUGAUAAAGUGGUUGAUGGCACGAGGUGUGAUGACGUUUCGUUCAACGUCUGCGUGGACGGGGCUUGUCAGGAGGUUGGUUGUGACAUGAUGUUGGGAUCUGGAUUACGCGAAGAUCGAUGUCGUGAGUGUGGGGGGGAUGGUUCAUCUUGUUACCACGCAACCGGGAUAUUUUCAACCUCCGGGUUACGUAAAGGUUACACUGUUGCUGUUGCAAUACCAGCUGGAGCCACAAACAUAGAAAUCUUAGAAAGCUCACCCUCCAGGAAUUAUUUAGCAUUACGAGACGAUUCGGGCAACUACGCACUGAACGGCGGAUGGAAGAUCGAGCGCUCUCGUACACUCCAAGUGGCGGGAACUGUUGUGCAUUACCUUAGACGACCGCGUCGCAUGAGGGCGCCAGAGAAACUAACUGCUCUGGGACCAACUUUGAGGAAAUUGUUUGUAGAUGUGAUCGUGCAAGAGCGAAACAAGGAGAUAUCUUACAGUUAUUAUCUUCCGCAUGGGGUCGCUGGUGCAAUAGCGGAUGUGACGUCAUGGAGAGCUGGAAAUUGGAGCUCGUGUAGCGUAGAAUGCGGGGAAGGUGUUCAAAGAAGGCGGGUGCGUUGCUAUAGAAACGGUAUCCUUGUGAGGUCACAUGUUUGUGACGUGAGGUCAAAGCCCCUCGUUCGUCGUCGAUGUACAUUACCAUGUGUUCCAAGAUGGUUGACCGGAAGUUGGGGUGAAUGCAGUCAACCGUGCAUCGGUGGGGUGAAGACACGUGAUGUCAGAUGCGUUCAAGGCGAAAGGUUAAUAAUCGAUGACGUACAUUGUUCCAACGUCACAGCGAAACCAGCCAAUCAGGAGGCUUGUAUGGAGAUGCCGUGCCCCGAUUGGACAGUGGGAACUUGGUCAGAGUGUUCUGCUGAAUGCGGAAAAGGAAUGCAGAAACGGCGUGUUGUGUGUUCAGUGUUGCACAACGAUGAAAAUGAAGAGGUAUCCGCCCAUCUCUGUAAUGGUGAGAAGCCGCCAACUGUGCAACACUGCUCAAAUUCUGCAUGCGAGGCUUCCUGGUUCUCCGGGAGUUGGACCAGAUGUACGUCAUCAUGUGGCGAGGGAAGACACACACGUCACGUGAUGUGUUUGUCGGAAGUGACGUAUUUGCCUGUAAGAGAUGAAGAUUGUGACGAAACAGGGAAACCCCAUGUUGUGGAACCCUGCAAUCUUGGUUCGUGUCCAGGAACUUCCAUCAUCGAUUGUCACGUCACUGAGUUCGGUUGUUGCCCUGACAACAAAACGCCAUCUAGCGGAGAAGAUAUGCAAGGAUGUCCAAGACGAGGCCAAACCUGCAGGAACACAAGAUAUGGUUGUUGCAAGAAUGGUUAUCACGCUGCUACUGGUCCUAACCAUUAUGGCUGUGCAGAGUAUGAUGUUUGUUACGUCACACCUGAUCGCGGCAGUCUUUGUGACGCAUGGGUGUCGCGAUGGUUCUUUAACCCUUCAACGUCACAAUGCGAACACUUCUGGUAUGGCGGUUGCCAUGGCAACAUGAACAGAUACGUCAGCAAGGCGGAAUGCAAAGCUGUUUGUGACGUCAGCCAGGACAAGGACAAUGUUGCUUCUACUACAACAAGAACAACAACUGUCCCAACAACAAUAAGAACAACAACCGAAUCUACAACAACAACAACAUUAACUACAACAACAACAACAAACGUUCCCACCACAACAAGAAGAACUCUUGUCUUCUUGUCAGACUCUACGUCACAAACUCCACCAGAAGUAAUUUCUCGCUUUCCGCUACAUGUCGCCAAAGAGGCAUUUCAUUCAAACAUUCGAACCCGAGCUCCUGAGACAAUGGAAAGUUUCGCUUCAUCACUACGGAGAUCGAAGCCCGAUCUCUGCUCUCUACCGCCAACACGCGGACCGUGUUUUGGGCGUUUUGAGCGAUGGUUCUACGACCAAUUGGAUCAUUCAUGUAAAAGCUUCGCAUUCGGUGGAUGCGCGGGGAAUGAAAACAACUUUCGAAACAGAAAACUUUGUGAGAACGUUUGCAAAAAUGUGGAAGCAACUACUGCAAGAGAACCUUCGAAAUGCGAAAGGGAUCGAGUUCUCGCUGUUUUCACCGGACGUAGAAGGGUCGGUUGCGAUCCAUCCGGUGCCUACAGCGCCCUCCAGUGUGUGAAUGACGUCACGAGUUCGUCGUGUUGGUGUGUUGACCCAGUUAGUGGUCGAGAAAUAAUUGGAUCGAAACGACAUGGUAUCGCACCGGAUUGUGAAAAUCUAUCAGUGACGUCACGCCCUCCUUGUGACCGAAAAAGUGCGCACUCUAGCGGUGACCAGCCUUGCAAGGAUUACCUACGCAUCCGUUCGAGCCACACAUCGAUACGAGUGAAACUAAACGGCCCGGCCAGGCUACCUUGCCACGCUGAGGGUUUCCCGGAACCUCAUGUUUACUGGUUAAGAAAUGGUAGACGAAUCAACUUUAACAGGACAAGUUCUGAAAUAAGUCAAGACCCGUUCGAUCAUUCGAUUAUCUUCGUGAGCGUUCGUCGUGAAGAUACCGGAAGUUACGUAUGUGUCGCAACAAACGGUGUGUCACGUGAUAUAAGGAAGAAAGUUCGGUUGAUCCUUACUGAUCGUCGAGUUCGUUUCCGUGUGCGACCGACAAACGUCACUGUGACGUCAGGGCGUCAAGUAAAAUUACGUUGUCGAAUUCGAGGAGGUUCGGCAAAGGUUACGUGGUUAAAAAACGGUCGACCGCUCACGAGAGAUAAUCAUUACGUCAUCAAGCCAUGGGGUGAUCUUCGAAUAUAUCGGUCACGGGUUAACGAUUCUGGUAAUUAUACUUGUUUGGUCAACACUGCGGAUCUCAACGCAACGGCAAAAGUUACAGUGUUGCCAAAAGUCACAACGUCACGUAGUCCGAUGACGCAAGCAACAACUGUUGCUACGGUAACCCCGCAAUGUCGGGACUUUCCCCGUUAUGCAAACUGUCGUUUAGUAUCAGCUGCUGGUAUGUGUCGUCACUAUAGCAAGUAUUGUUGCGUCACAUGCUACAAGAGACGAAGAUCGAAGGAUUUUGAAAACCUUUCAUGACCUAGGGGGAUUACCCUAAAGCGUUACCGACAAUGACACUCACUGCUAAUGUUCUUAAUAGUGUUUUUAUAUUUAUGUUAUUUUUGCAGGUUCGCCAGUUCUUUUAUUCUGUUCAAACUUUGUGUUCUCAUCUUAUAUCAUUCAAUAUCUCUCUACCUUUUAUUUAAAGCCACAAAAAUCUCAAAACUCAAUCAGUUUGUUCGCCCGCUAGCGGUUGGUUUUUAUUUUUUUACCAUACUCAAGGUGGCGCCACACACCCGUCGAUAAUCUUCCUAUUCAGCAUAAACUUCGUUUUUUUGUGUUCCCGAUUUGAUUCGUAAAAUAUAAUUUCUAUGAAACUGA
Molecule: messenger RNA, 3977 nt
Organism: Ciona intestinalis (vase tunicate)
Lineage: Eukaryota; Metazoa; Chordata; Ascidiacea; Phlebobranchia; Cionidae
Source: RefSeq, a predicted model, not a curated record